This is a messenger RNA of Papaver somniferum (opium poppy), 1519 nucleotides long. RefSeq lists its product as uncharacterized. Bases 1 to 1206 code for a protein of 401 amino acids. The record is from RefSeq and is a predicted model, not a curated record. The transcript is spliced from 4 exons. Lineage: Eukaryota; Viridiplantae; Streptophyta; Magnoliopsida; Ranunculales; Papaveraceae.
AUGUCUGACCUUGGACCGCUACAUCAUUUUCUGGGUAUUACUGUGACUCGAUCAUCUUCAGGGUUAUAUUUGUCUCAGUCUUUAUAUGCUCAAGACAUCAUUGCCCGUGCCUCCAUGACACAAUGUAACCCAGUGGCUACUCCGUUCGACACCAACUCCAAACUCAAUGCUACUUCAGGUCCUGCGAUUAAGGAUCCUACUCUAUACAGAAGCUUAGAUGGAGCUUUACAGUAUUUCACAUUCACCAGGCCAGACAUCUCAUACGCAGUUCAACGGGUAUGCUUAUUCAUGCAUGACCCUCGAGAGCCUCACAUGCAGGCCCUUAAGCAGAUUAUUCGCUAUCUUCAGGGCACAAUUCGUCAAGGAUUGUUUAUCUCGGUCUCCACUACUUCUGGAUUAACGGCAUACAUUGAUGCUGAUUGGGCGGGAUGUCCUGAUUCUCGCCGAUCGACUUCGGGUUACUGUGUCUUUCUUGAGUCCUAUCUCACCACCACCAUCACCAAUGGAAGGCAAUCAAGCAUUAAAAACAAUUCUAUCGUUGUGAUCUCACCUCAAUAUUGCGCACCAUAUCAAGUAGAUCUUUAUAUUGCCAAGAAAGUUAAAAAAGUAACGGAAGAUAGGUAUUUAGGAGCUUUUGAUAUCAAUGGAAAUAACAUCUUCAAAGUUAAAACCAGCGGUUUUUUCAGCAGUAGACUUAUCCUUAUCGAUGCUAACGGAGUUCCGGUCGUAUCUAUAAAACCAGUGACAUUUUCUUUCCUUGAAAGGUGGAAAGUAUAUAGAGGAGAUAGCAAAGACUCAAAAGACCUGUUGUUUAGCGUGAAGGAAUCCACGUUUUUUCAACUCAAGACCAGUUUGGAUGUGUUCUUAGCAUCAAACACAGCUGAGGAUGUCUGUGAUUUUAAGAUUAAACAAAGAGAUAGCAAGAAAUCUUGCAUCAUAUACCGUGGGAAUUCAGAUAACAUCAUUGCUGAGAUGCACAAAAACAAGGCUAUUCGAGAUAAAGUUCGCGGGAAGGACACAUACUCACUCACUGUCUAUCCGAAUGUUGAUUAUGCUUUUGUUGUGGCGAUGCGUGCGGUUCUAGAUGAAAUUAAUACGCCUCGUAACAGAAGUGGUGGUGGUGGCGGUGGCGGCGGCGGGGUUAGUGGUGGAGGAGGUGGAUGUGGUGGAGGUGGAUGUGGUGGUGGCGGCGGAGGUGGGGAUUGAUGCUAACUCAAUUAUGAUGCUUAUUUAUUUUUGUUCGUCCUUAAAAAAGAAAAUUGGUGUUGAUAAGUUCCAUAUCAUCUAAAUAAAUCAAUAAUGUGAUGUACCUGUAAAUUAAUAUUUUCUUUUUUUUCCGAAAAAUAUAAGAUGGAAUUAAAAAAGAAAAUUUCAAGACAACACCCUCGAAAUAUACAUGAAAGUAAAGAGAACUUAUAACUGAUUAUUCUCUAAACAAGAUUUUCCAAUCAAAAAUGAAAUCAUCUAACUUCAUGUUUUUAAAUGAAUCAACAUUAAAGUUAAUAUACUAGUUAGCAAU